Molecule: messenger RNA, 564 nt
Organism: Prorocentrum cordatum
Lineage: Eukaryota; Dinophyceae; Prorocentrales; Prorocentraceae
Source: the annotation of a GenBank genome assembly
AUGGGGAACUGGAGUCGUUCCCAUGGGCAGAAGAAGUACACGGAGUGCAGCAAGUGUCAGAAUUGGGUCUACGAUUGGCAGCUUCGCAAGCAAGGCGGCUGCUGCGGGAAGUGCGGGACGCUGCAACAGAAGCAGCUGGAGUUGCUCAAGCAGCUGCGCGACUGCUUCCCCGCGAACGCGCAGAUCAUCCUGGCCAUGCAGGCGGACUUGGCCGAGCCGCCCGAGCCGCCUCCGAAGUCACCGUGGUGUUGGCGCCUGCCGACCGCUACAAGAAGCAGAGCCGCGGGCGCCGGCGGCUCCACCAGCGCGCUGCCCACCGACGCCGCUGGCGCCGGCGGCCGCGCGGGCUGGUGCGUGAACCAGGGACCGCGCGGGAACAUGGAGGAUGCGGUUGACGUCAUCUCCCAGCUCGACGUCGCUGAGCCUACGGAGUUCUAUGCGGUCUACGACGGGCACGGCGGCACCGAGGCCGUGACCUUCGUCAAGAGGCGGCUGCCGCAGGCCGUCUGCCGCGGCCGCGACGCCCUCGGCGACGCGCGGCAGAUCGGAGAGGCACUGCGCGAG